Molecule: messenger RNA, 1064 nt
Organism: Fusarium redolens
Lineage: Eukaryota; Fungi; Ascomycota; Sordariomycetes; Hypocreales; Nectriaceae
Exons: 1
Coding region: 99-977 (292 amino acids)
Source: RefSeq, a predicted model, not a curated record
GUUUUACAAGCUUCAGCAAAGCACUUCCAACACUCACAUAACUAACCACUUAUACAAAUCGUUCACGCAACAAUCUCUCAACUUCAACAGCACUCAACAUGUCUGCGCCAGUCUGGUUCAUCACAGCCGCUUCAUCAGGAUUCGGCCAUGACAUCGCCCUUCACGCUCUCAACCUUGGCCACACCGUCAUCGCUACUGCACGUAGCACAUCACGCGUCCAAGACCUCGCCGGCGCAGGUGCAUACACCCUUGCAUUCGACGUAACAUCUCCCCUCUCCGAUCUCGAAGCCAUCGCCAAAGAUGUCUUCACUAAGCACGGCCGCGUAGACUAUCUCAUUAACGCAGCUGGAUACAUCCUCGACGGCGCGGUAGAAGAGGUUUCGCAACAGGAGCUCUACGAUAGCUUCAACACCAACGUCUUUGGUAUUUUCAACACUAUCAAGGCUUUCUUACCUGGCAUGCGAGAGCAAAGUAUUGGCCAGAAUGGAAAACGCGGUACGAUUGCUACUUUUGGAAGUAUCGGUUCUUGGAGAGGCGGCGCAACAUACUCUGUCUACUCAAUGGUGAAAACCUGCAUGUCGUCCCUUGCCGAGUCCCUCCGCUACGAACUAGAGCCCUUCAACAUUGUCGCCACAGUCGUUGAACCUGGCUAUUUCCGCACUAGCUUCCUCAAUCCUGGUGUCAGGGCAAUUACGAAGAAGCGCAUGGAUGUUUAUGAAGAUGAAAGUACGCCUACGGGUAAGACGAGAAAGAUGUUGGAAAAGACGGAUGAUAAUCAACCUGGUGAUGUUAAGAAGGGCACAAAGGUUAUUGUUGAGGUUCUUACGGGGACAGGAGUUGGAGAGGGGAGGGACGUUCCGGUUCGGAUUGUGUUGGGGAGUGAUGCGGAUGUUUAUAUUAGGAGUAAGUGUGAGGAGACGCUGGAGUUGCUGAAUGAGUGGAAGGAUGUCACUGUUAGUACUGACUUGGAGAAGUGAGGAUGAGGAUGAGGAUAUGGGUCUGAGUGUAAUUUGACAUAGGUAGACCAAAAGAAAUCACCACUUGCUUUGCAAUAUUAAUUAAAG